This is a messenger RNA of Trichoderma virens Gv29-8, 1803 nucleotides long. RefSeq lists its product as uncharacterized. The record is from RefSeq and is a predicted model, not a curated record. Gene Ontology annotation, biological process: regulation of DNA-templated transcription. Gene Ontology annotation, molecular function: zinc ion binding; DNA-binding transcription factor activity, RNA polymerase II-specific. Lineage: Eukaryota; Fungi; Ascomycota; Sordariomycetes; Hypocreales; Hypocreaceae. Bases 1 to 1803 code for a protein of 600 amino acids. The transcript is spliced from 4 exons.
AUGACCUCGAAAAGGCCGCAAUGCUGGGAGUGUCAACGCCGCGAUUCGCCGUGCGACGGCAGGAUUCCGAUCUGCGGCAACUGCAGCGACGCCGGCAUGGUCUGUCCUGGCUACAACAACAACAGGCCGCUCACGUGGCUGCCAACGGGCAAGGUAUCGCGGCUUCAAAAAGUCAAGAGCCGAAGCGCGGCGCCGGCCAGACGCUUCAAGCAGAGCCCGGCCGCGACAAGAGCAUCGUCGUCGACGCCGGACCGGGGCGCUUCGGUAGCGAGCACGCCGCCGAGACCGCGGAGGAGAAAGGACAGCACUAACAACAGUAUCAACGGCAAUAGAUCCAAUAGCACCAACGGAACCAACGGCGCCAGCAGUAGCAGCGGCAGCGAUCGGAGCAGCGAUGCCGGCACCAUCUCGGAGGCGUCCCCCGGCGACUCGACCUCGGGCUUGGUUGCAAUCAUCAAGAAGACGAUUAUUCGCAGUGAUGAUGGCCAUCAUGAGGACCAUAAUAGGGAACGCUCGCUCAGCAGAAAGGACUCGGAGCUUCAGCUCGUCGCCAAUAGGACGCAAUUCGGCUCUGCCAACAGCGCCAGGCAAAUCCAUAUGGCGCCCAUCCCGCCAGACCUGAGGCCAGAGCAGUGGGAUUUCGUAGAUGCGAUCCAAUAUUAUAACAACCUGCUGCUGCCAAAGAUGCGUGCAAGGCAGAUUGUGCAGAAUCCCGCUUGGGGAGGCGAGCUCAGUAAUGAAGCUCUACAAACUCUCACAGACGCAAACCGUCACUGCAUUCUUGCGAUAGCUGUUGGUUACCGCAUCAUGUGUGUGUCCAUCAUCCACGGCCUGGAUCUGGAGCCAUCGACUUCAGGCCCAGCGUCCCAUUUAUGGCAGGAGUUCUACCGCCAUAUUGGCAACUCUAUCAGGUCCCUCAACGAUGAGAUUCAACACAGCUACCCCGGAAACGUCUUUAACAUAUUCUCUAGCAUGGCCCACCUGAUGAGUGCAGAGGUUCUCGUCUCUAAUUCAUUGUCGUGGCGCCUCCAUGCAGAUGGCUACCUUAUGCUGAUCAAACACUGCGGCGGUCUGAGGAAGCUGAUGGACUCUUCCACAACCCCAUUGUUGAUGCAGAGCUUCGUCAUUGGCAUCACUGUCUUCAACACUACCAGCCCUAGCCACUCACAGAUGGUCGAUGCCUGCAAUUUUGACGUCGACGAUGUCAUGGCCCUGUACGAAAUCGGCAGCACCCCGUUGUUCUACUGCCCUGCGCCUUUAUUUAGAGAAAUCUUUCUCAUCAACCGCCUCCGGCUUGAGGCUGCAGUCUCUGACAGCUCUGCCGAGCCUAGUCUCUGCCAUCUACUGGAAAGGAUCGACCUAUAUUCCGUUCCACUUAUGGACCAAUCCUUGGACGAGACGAAAGCCAACGCUCUCCUCUUCAUCUCGCUCCUUUUUAAAUCAUCGGUAGCCGUCUUUGCCGCCUUGACGCUUCCUUGUACCUCUCAAUGCUCACCGUCCAGACCUUGCGCAGAGCUGCAAAAGAUUCACCGAGCCAACCUUUUCCAUCUUCUCGACACCACAGCUGAAUUCCUACCGCUGCUUGACCACAUCCUAUGGCCCGUGGUAGUGGCCGGUACUGCAGCGGCGACAGGAACCGUCGAAAACCAGAUGUUGGUGGAGAUGUACCUGCUGAAUGGUGUUCGAGACCCCUUUACGGGAGGGUGUACCGGCGCUGCGUUGGCGACGAUGAGGAGGUUUUGGACCUCGGGGAAGACGGAGUGGGAUGAGUGCUUUGAUCAGCCCCACGCAUGGAUGAUAUAA